CACUUGUUUAGAAAUUAUACAUACAUUCUAUCGUUACGUGGGUCUUGCAAUGUAAUGACCGUGUUCCGUGGCUUUUUUCGAGUUGAAAUACAAAAGUCAAUGAUGCUGCCAUUGUGGUUUAUCUGCUCUGCUUUUGCUGUAUCGUGACAAUUAAGAGGUGAGGCACUAUAAAUUGAUUUGUGAUGUCAUCAUUCAUCUGAAGGAUGGCAGAACGUCCCAAGCCUGCACAAGAUGAAGAGCGCCUGAGGGACUCAAAGACACGUUUCCAUAGCUACCUCCAUGGUGGGACCUCAAGCUUGCUGUCCACCCUUAUUGUUUUCCCCGUGUACAAGACUGUUUUCCGCCAGCAAAUCCACAACAUCCAGGUUCACCGGGCUGUAAAGCAGCUCCACAAAGAAGGCUUUGUCAAGCUCUACAGGGGGGUGACCCCACCAUUACUGAUGAGGACACUCAGUGGUACGCUACUCUUUGGACUGCAGGAUACCUUCCUCCGCCUGCUCUCCUUGCCCUCCCUCAGUGUCAUUCCUUCCUCUCUACAACCUGCUGUGGCGGGGCUCGGCGUAGGAACAGUGGAGGCGCUGGUCUUUACACCUUUUGAACGCGUUCAGAACGUCUUGCAGAGUGGCCACAACGACCGCCGCCUCCCGACGUUAAAGAGUGUUCUUGUUAAGCUGAAGGCGCAAAAGCUGACUUCAGGCUACUACCGGGCCUUCCUGCCCAUCACGGUUCGCAACGCCCUCGGCAGCUCCCUUUACUUUGGUUUGAAGGGGCCCUUGAGUAAUGCUGUAGCAGGGCAGGGGCUUUCGCCAUUAGCAUCCUCUUUCAUUUCUGGAACUGUUGCUUCCAUGGCAAUCAGCCUGAGCCUGUACCCGCUGUCUGUGCUGAUAGCCAACAUGCAGGUGGAAGUGCAGACAGAGGUGAAAGGGGUAACAGCCUGCUGGAGGAUCCUGUGGAACUCCAGGCAGAGAAGUGUCCUAUUACUAUAUCGAGGUGGUGCCCUAGUUAUUCUGAGAUCGUGUAUCACCUGGGGAAUCACCACGGCCAUUUAUGACAGGCAGCAAAAACGCUCAGGCUGAGCAUGUGUAGCAAACAGAAAGUCAGGAUAUCCUACAAUGCAGCUUCUGGAUUUAUCCAAGCUAAAAGCAUUGCCCAAAGUUAAACUAAUAAAGUGGUUUCACUCAUUCUUUGACAGAAUAUCCAAUACAAAAUAUUUGACAAAUAGCUAAUAGAAUGUCUUUUCUAUAAACCAAGACCUAUACAGACUUAAUUCAAUCUCCAAACCUUGGAAUACAAAUGUUAACCUGUUCAAUUCUUUGUAUACAAGUUGUUCUUCUCAAGGAGGCCAACAUAAAAACAUUCAACUUCAAGAAUGUCCACUUCAA
This is a messenger RNA of Syngnathus acus (greater pipefish), 1382 nucleotides long. RefSeq names its product solute carrier family 25 member 53-like. NCBI's taxonomy places the organism in Eukaryota, Metazoa, Chordata, Actinopteri, Syngnathiformes, Syngnathidae. The transcript has 2 exons. The record is from RefSeq and is a predicted model, not a curated record. The coding region runs from base 204 to 1076 and encodes 290 amino acids.